Cannabis sativa is the source of this 653-nucleotide messenger RNA. RefSeq names its product sm-like protein LSM36B. The record is from RefSeq and is a predicted model, not a curated record. Lineage: Eukaryota; Viridiplantae; Streptophyta; Magnoliopsida; Rosales; Cannabaceae. The transcript is spliced from 4 exons. Gene Ontology annotation, biological process: maturation of SSU-rRNA; mRNA splicing, via spliceosome. Gene Ontology annotation, cellular component: nucleolus; U6 snRNP; P-body. Bases 179 to 454 code for a protein of 91 amino acids. Gene Ontology annotation, molecular function: RNA binding.
GAAUCAGCAGCCCAAUAAGUUAAACUAGGGCUAAGCUUAAUCUUUCAGAUACGGCCAAUCUCCCUCGAACUCUCUCUAUUGCGCGCUCCAUCACUUUGCUACGCUCUUUCCCUCUCUCUCUCUCUUUCCAAGGCACAAUACUCACUCAAGGGGUAGAUUGGUGUAAUAUAAAACGAAAAUGAGUGGAGCAGGAGAGAAAGGGUCAACAGCCACAAAAACGCCAGCUGAUUUUCUUAAAUCAAUUCGGGGACGACCUGUUGUCGUGAAACUCAAUUCUGGAGUUGACUACAGAGGUAUCCUAGCUUGUCUGGAUGGGUAUAUGAAUAUUGCAAUGGAACAAACAGAGGAGUAUGUCAAUGGUCAACUGAAAAACAAAUAUGGUGAUGCAUUUAUUCGUGGAAACAACGUUCUUUACAUCAGUACAUCAAAGAGGACUUUAGCUGAUGGGGCUUAGUAUUGCCAUGUUAUCAAGUGGUGAAUAUAAUCUUGUCUCGAGCUUCUCACAAUUGUAUUAUUAUGCUUUUGGAUUUUGGUUAAGAAUGAACUGAAACUAUCCCAACCUGGACUGAAUAGUUAGGGUUUUGUUAUCAAUGCACCAUCAUAUAAGGUCAGCUAUCAUAUACAUCAUUACCAAAGAGCCAUGUUUUAUGCUA